AUGGAAGGACCUAAGGAGGUACCGAUAGGGUGUCCAGGGGAGGGACCUAAGGAGGUAGUGGGUCCAGGGGAGGGACCUAAGGAGGCACCUGGAGUGGGUCCAGGGGAGGGACCUAAGGAGGUACCUAGAGUGGGUCCAGGGGAGGGACCUAAGGAGGUACCUAGAGUGGGUCCAGGGGAGGGACCUAAGGAGGUACCUAGAGUGGGUCCAGGGGAGGGACCUAAGGAGGUACCUAGAGUGGGUCCAGGGGAGGGACCUAAGGAGGUAGUGGGUCCAGGGGAGGGACCUAAAGAUGGACCUAAGGAGGCACCUAGAGUGGGUCCAGGAGUGGGACCUAAGGAGGUACCUAGAGUGGGUCCAGGGGAGGGACCUAAGGAGGUACCUAGAGUGGGUCCAGGGGAGGGACCUAAGGAGGUACCUAGAGUGGGUCCAGGGGAGGGACCUAAGGAGGUAGUGGGUCCAGGGGAGGGACCUAAAGAUGGACCUAAGGAGGGACGAAGUGGGAGUACAGGUGACUGA
Molecule: messenger RNA, 519 nt
Organism: Physella acuta
Lineage: Eukaryota; Metazoa; Mollusca; Gastropoda; Physidae
Product: tetra-peptide repeat homeobox protein 1-like
Source: RefSeq, a predicted model, not a curated record